AUGUCUUCGCAAAACGUGAAUACUCCAGGUGGCAGCCACACAUGUGGAAAUCCACCCGCGGGAGACCCCGCGGCCAGGGCAAGGAUUCUGGAGGCCCUAAAAAACGUUCCCCCAAGCACUGACGUGGCGGUGGCUGACUUGGCCGCCACGGUAGUUAAUACGCCAAGCCAAGACGACGAGAGAGACGACGGUCCCAUGGCCUUUAGAAGGAGCAGCAGGGUUCUAAGAUCCCCGCUCCUCCAAGCGAGCAAGGCUCCGGCACCGACAGCAGGAGAGAAUGCGGACUCCCUAACUCCUAAAAGGACACGGGACGCCGCCAGCCCAGCAGGCGUUCAGCGCGAGACGCCUCCUAAAAGAUGCAGGGAAUCCCAGUGUCUUAAAAACAUCGCGGAGCUGGGCAAGAUCCUGGAUGAUGUCCUCGACGACAUCAACAAUAAGCAGGUCCGGCACAUAACCUUGGUUAUGAAGACCAAGCUGGCGAGGGUGAAAGACCUGCAAGCCGACAUAGGCGAGUGGCUUAACUCUGCUCGGAAACCUGAGGAGACAGAUCGACCCGAACCUGCAGUAGCAUGCCACAACUGCUCUCAGGGCGGGAAGAAGACAGAGAGCACCCAGAGACGGGACGCAGUGCAGCAAACCCCCAAGGUCUGGAGCAAGGACUGCGCAACGCAGACGGAGGCGCCGCGAGCCCCGACCACCACCGAGAAUCCGCAAGUAAGGGUGGCCAAAACGAGCGCGAAGAAUCAGCGGCGUGCCCCCACGCCUGCUGAAGCUGCUAAGCAGGGGAAAACCUCCGUAAGAGGGACACCCGCGGCCAGCGCGCCCAAAUCCAGGGCACCCAACCCGCCGCAGCCAAUCGGUCCAGCGUCUGAAGGCCCAGAAGCCGAUGGAGGCACCUGGAGAACCUUCACGAGGAAAAAGCGGCGCAAGAAGAACGAGGCUCCUCAUCGGUCCCGCCCGGACGCAGUCAUUAUAGCCGCGAAAGGGAAAACUUACAGCGAAAUCCUGGCCAUGGUCACCAGAAGGGACGACAGCCAGCUUACAGGCCUGGGUAACUGCGUCAAAAAGGUUAGACGAACCACAAACGGCAACCUUUUGCUAGAGAUGGCGAAGGAUAGCGCCGAGAGUGCAGCGUCAAUGCGAACGAGCAUUGCGCAGGUGCUUGGCGACACGGCGGAGGUUCGGGCGAUGUCAGAGGACUCAAAGGUCUUGAUACUCGAGAUCCGAGAGCUGGACGCCCUGACCAAGGAGCCCGAGAUUGUGGCCGCAAUCGCGGAGCAAUUCAGCUUGGAUGGGGCCAAAGUCAAGGUGCGGAGCCUCCGCCCGGGCUAUGCUGAGUCCCAGACGGCAGUAAUUAGCCUCCCGUGCCCCCUGGCCAAGGCGGUGCUCAAGAGAGGUUCUCUGCGCAUAGGCUGGACCUCCUGCACGAUCAGGGAGAGAACAGGCCCCCCAAGAUGCUACCGGUGCCUUGAGGCUGGCCACCUGGCCUCAAACUGCAAAAGCGCUACUGACCGGAGUGGGUGCUGCAUAAGAUGCGGGGAGAGUGGACACAAAGCCGCAAAGUGCCCCAACGAGCUGAAAUGCUUCCUUUGCGCUGCUUCCGGCAAGAACAAGACGAGGCACCAGGCAGGCAGCAAAAGCUGUCCGUCCAGGAGCUCCAGUAGCAGUGGCGCCGGCCCCCCGAAACGCGCCAUGCAGUUGAUUCAGCUGAGCCUGAAUCACUGCAGGGCAGCGCAUGAUCUGCUGAUGCAGACGGUGCGCGACCUGGACGCGGACGUGGCGGUGCUCAGCGAGCCAUACAAGGCUGCAAGCACUCACGGUUGGGCCAUGGACCGGACCGGCAAAGCUGCGCUGUGGAUGUGUGGGCGGGAACCCGCUCACAUGUCCGACGUCAGAUCGGCGAAUGGCUUCGUUCGCGGUAGAGUAGGCGGGGUGUGGGUGUACAGCUGCUACCUGGCACCAAGCCUCACCCUGGAGGCCUUCAGCAGUAUCAUCGACGAGCUCAGUGAUGACAUCCGGGGACGGAGCAACACUCUAGUGGGCGGCGACUUCAACGCUUGGGCUCAGGAUUGGGGGUCGCCCUCAACCAACGCCAGAGGCCGCAUCAUCCUGGAGGCCUUCGCCUCCCCUGGAUAUCGCUCUGCUCAAUGA
This is a messenger RNA of Drosophila kikkawai, 2151 nucleotides long. The record is from RefSeq and is a predicted model, not a curated record. Lineage: Eukaryota; Metazoa; Arthropoda; Insecta; Diptera; Drosophilidae.